Malus domestica (apple) is the source of this 456-nucleotide messenger RNA. RefSeq lists its product as uncharacterized. NCBI's taxonomy places the organism in Eukaryota, Viridiplantae, Streptophyta, Magnoliopsida, Rosales, Rosaceae. The record is from RefSeq and is a predicted model, not a curated record.
AUGUCGCAUGACACUCUGAUGAACAACUACUUCAACCCCAACUCGGUGUACACUGAAAAAGAUUUUAGAUGUCGCUUCCGGAUGAGGCGUCAUGUCUUCAAGCGUUUACUUCAUGAUGUCCAACAUGUCAAUCCAUACUUUCAACAGAAAUUAGACAGAGCAGGUCGUCCUGGUUUGUCACCUCAUCAUAAGGUUACUAUUGCACUUCGAAUGCUAGCCUAUGCCUCCCCAGCUGAUGCGAUGCAUGAUACAUAUGGUAUCUCUAAGUCUACACGCCUUGAUAAUCUUGUUGAAUUCUGUCACACAGUUGUUCAGCUUUACAAGGAGGAGUACCUCCGUGAACCAAAUCAAGCAGAUAUGGAUUGGCUUAUUUGCAAAGCUGAAGAUCGUGGCUUUUCGGGCAUGAUAUGGUCACUAGGUUGCAUGCAUUGGCAGUGGAAGAAUUGUCCCACCUGA